This is a messenger RNA of Hippocampus zosterae (dwarf seahorse), 726 nucleotides long. RefSeq names its product peptidylprolyl isomerase (cyclophilin)-like 1 (gene ppil1). The transcript is spliced from 4 exons. Gene Ontology annotation, molecular function: peptidyl-prolyl cis-trans isomerase activity. NCBI's taxonomy places the organism in Eukaryota, Metazoa, Chordata, Actinopteri, Syngnathiformes, Syngnathidae. The coding region runs from base 136 to 636 and encodes 166 amino acids. The record is from RefSeq and is a predicted model, not a curated record. Gene Ontology annotation, biological process: protein peptidyl-prolyl isomerization; protein folding. Gene Ontology annotation, cellular component: catalytic step 2 spliceosome.
UGAUGGCGGAAAUGACGUUUUUACGGAAGCGGAAACACCCAGAGAGUGUUUGAAUGAGCGUGCGUCGCUUGUUGUUAAACGAAGUGUGUUUAAAAUUGUGUUAUAUAUUUUUAAUAGCUUGGAUAAUACUGUAUAAUGUCAGGUAUACCUCCGGACACAUGGCAACCUCCCACUGUUUCACUGGAGACGACAAUGGGGACAAUUGUGUUGGAACUGUACUGGAGACAUGCACCCAAGACCUGCAAAAACUUUGCUGAACUGGCUAGAAGAGGAUAUUACAAUAACACAAAGUUCCAUAGGAUAAUACAGAACUUCAUGGUGCAAGGUGGAGACCCGACAGGCACAGGUCGUGGUGGUGCCUCCAUAUUUGGGAAACAGUUUGAAGAUGAACUCCACCCAGAACUUAAAUUCACUGGUGCUGGUAUAAUAGCUAUGGCCAAUGCAGGACCAGAUUCGAAUGGAAGUCAGUUUUUCCUCACCCUCAGACCCACUCAGUGGCUGGAUGGAAAGCACAGCAUUUUUGGAAGAGUGCACCAGGGCAUGGGAGUGCUGAACCGGAUUGGGCUGGUGGAAACCAAAGGGCAAGAUCGACCUGUUGAUGAUGUAAAGAUUAUCUCAGCUUCUGUGUCCAACUAAUUUUUGUCAAUGCAUACUUUCUAAAGGCCUGCCUGUUUUGAAGUAACUUUUUUGUAUUUUGUUGAAAUAAAAUUGACAGAUGUAAACAUU